Vespa mandarinia (Asian giant hornet) is the source of this 1387-nucleotide messenger RNA. RefSeq names its product odorant receptor 10-like. Gene Ontology annotation, biological process: sensory perception of smell; detection of chemical stimulus involved in sensory perception of smell. The record is from RefSeq and is a predicted model, not a curated record. Gene Ontology annotation, molecular function: olfactory receptor activity; odorant binding. Gene Ontology annotation, cellular component: plasma membrane. NCBI's taxonomy places the organism in Eukaryota, Metazoa, Arthropoda, Insecta, Hymenoptera, Vespidae.
UAGAUGGUAAGUAUGUCAUAACUUGCGCAAGCGCUUAUAACGAAAGAAGUAGCAGUGAGUUGCUGCCGAGGAACUUCAACUUCAAUAGUGCGAAGCGUUUCCUUGCGCGAUCAUGACGACUUCUACCAAGAAAAGUAACGUAAAGAGCAAUUAUAAGGCUGACGUUAAUUACAGUCUUCAAGUAAAUCGUUGGCUUUUAAAACCAAUUGGUAUUUGGCCGUAUCCAGCGACAGCUUCAACGGCAACGAAAGCUUUCUCUUUUAUUUUAUUUGUAAUAUGCAUUGGAAUUUUGAUAUUUUCGAUAAUAUCCUGUAUAUUGAAUAUUAUAUUUGAGGAGAAAGAUCCACAAGUCAAAUUGAAGACGAUAGCUCCGCUCAGUUAUUGGUUAUUAUCGUCAGUAAGAUAUUGUACCCUUCUGUUUCGAGCUAAUGAUAUACGUCGAUGCGUAGAUCGCAUAGAAGUUGAUUGGCGAAUGAUCAAGAAGAUCGAGGAACGCGAAACAAUGCUGAGAUGUGUGAAAACUGGCCGAUUCAUUGUUUGUUUCAGUGCAGCUUUCAUGCAUGGUGGAAUUUUUGCUUUUAACAUUCUCAAAGGAAUUACACCGGUAAUCGAGAUCAUUGAUAACGUCAGUGUCUCAAUCUAUCGAUUACCUUAUCCGUUUUAUAACAAGAUUUGGGAUACGAAUUUCACUCUAGCUCAUCAAGUUAUUCUUCUGUUACAAUUCGUGGUGACGUUCAUCGUUAAUUCCGUAAGCGUUGGAGCCGUCGCGAUCGCAGCUAUGUUCGUUAUGCACGCUUGCGGUCAGCUCGAUAUUAUGAGAUUAUGGUUGGAAACUCUUGUCGACGAUGUUAACGAUAAAUACGAUUUGACGCAACGGAGAAUAGGUGUCAUCGUCGUUCAUCAUUUACGCGUUCUCAAUUUUGUAACUUGGAUAGAGAAAACCCUCAGUUUCAUAUGUCUCGUGGAAAUAUUUGGUUCCGUAUUCAAUAUGUGUUUCCUAGGAUAUUAUUGUAUAAAAUUUGCAUCGGUUUCACUAUCUCUCGCAAUACUUUUACUUUUUAAACAGCAAUUCAGUGAAAACGAAUUUGGAACGACCGCCAUUUACGGUACAAUAUUUAUAUCCGUAGCUUACAACAUUUUCAUAUUUUGUUACAUCGGCGAUAUUCUGUCGGAACAGUGCAGCGUCAUUGGUAUAAAAGCUUACCUGAUUAAUUGGUACAAUCUACCUGGAAAAUCACCCCUUGGUAUAGCUCUAAUAAUUUUAAGAUCCUCUCGAGUAACUACUCUCACUGCUGGAAAAAUGAUUCCGUUAUGUAUGUCCACAUUUAGCAACGUCGUCCAGACGGCAUUUGCAUAUUUGAAUAUAUUACGUAAGGUAGUUCUCUAA